UGAAAGAGCACAACGAAGGGACAACCGAAUCGCGUGCUUCGUCUACUCCCGUCUCGAUGUUGACGUGCGGGGGCGGUUUUGAACGUUCCCGCCGCUUACGUCAGCGCUGCGACCAAGCCCCGAGGGAGCAAUCUUCGUUGGCUCGGCACCUCGUCCACCGAGAGGCGAGGAGGCCGGAGUGAUUGCCGGGGAGCGCCAGAUGCCUCUGGCCGGCGCACGAGCGAACAGGCGUCAGCCGCAUGCGGGCAGGAGGGCGGUAGGCCGCGGCAGCAGUCGGCUAUUUUGCGCCGUUUGUUUGCGAUGUGGUGGUCGAGAUUCGGAUCACGUGGGUCCCCCCGUCUGCUCGUGGCCUGUCAGCGCUGCCAGCGCGGAAGAUCGGAGCGGCGCGGGAACGAUCUCGAGUAGACAGCGAGCUGCGAGAUGCUGCCGCCGCCGCGGGUCUGUAGGGGAGCCAUGUCGGCGUUGUUAUCGCGGGUUUCGCUGGCACUGCUCGUUGUUAUGCUGAUUGCGUCCAGGCACUCGACUGCGGCGGAGGAUCAAGAGGAGGACGGCCUGCCCUGGUGGGACUUUGUCCGGCGGGAACGCCUGUCCGCCGGCGUGUGCGCGUCCGACGAAUCGGAUUUGUGCGGUGGCAGCCCCGAGUUUUCCACGUCGCCCUUCAUGUGCCGCUGCGACCCGGACUGCGUUCGAUUCGGCGACUGCUGCGUCGACAAGGGUUACCCGACGCCUCGGCAGGUGUCUUGGAUGUGCCUGUACCACGCCGGACGGGAGUUCUACGGGCAGGCCGACUGUCCAGCGGACUUCGACGAAGACCACGAAGACGGCAUCGUGAAGCACUGCCAUCGGCAAGGAUCGCAGCUGAAAUCGCUUCAAGACGUACCCGUGUACAGUGUGAUUUCCAGGACCAUGUACGCUAAUAUCUUCUGCGCCGUCUGCCACGGCGACGCUGACAGCUUGCGGCCCUGGACCGUUCGUCUAGACUGCAACCGGGCAUGGGAUGCCGCACGAGUGUUGACCUUGCUGUCUAGAGGCAGUUACAGUCAGAGGAGUCGUACAAUGUAUGGCCCGAGCACGUCCGGCCUGAGCUGCCAUCUUCACCUAGCAGAAACGGCGUCGGAAAGCUUCUUUCACGAGCUGGUCGGUGUUCGAGAGUGCAGACUCGCCGUCUCAACGUGCCGUGAUCACUCAAACCCACGCGACGUAGACCUCUGUGGACGCUACACGGCAAUGGUGUACUCGCCCAGCCGCAUGGCCAACUACAAGAACUUCCACUGCUACAGGUGUAGCGGAGGUGUCUCUCCUUUCAAGCUGGGUGCUCUGGAGUGUGGAGCUCGCGCGGCAGGGGCCGGCAACGACCUACCGGAAGGAAUGCACGUUGUGCUCAGCGUGAAGAGUAAUUUCGUGAAUGCCGGAAAGUGUCCUGGAUCGACGGGAAUCUACGAUCCGGUUCUGAACCGCUGCUUCAAGGAGCCCGAACGGGCAUGGACGCUGCUGAAAUCCCCGUCUGCUGCGAAAGCCGCAGAAGCAGCAUCGUUGUUGUCAGAAGUUUUGUUGGCAGUAAUAGCGGCCAUUGCGGGUCAUUCCGCGUCAUUCAUUUGAGUUUAGAAGCUGCACAGCGGUGGAGGUGCCAUGAUGUAGGCUUAUCAGUAUCUGUUCGCGUCAUUUGUGAGACCUAAGCAGGCGAAGACGCGCUAUGAGUAUUGUUAGGCUGGCUUUAGUGGGCGCAUUUAUUGUCAACGUGCGCUGUGAACUGUGAAGACAGAACACGUGGAGGUAAGAACUAUUGGUGGGAUACCCCUUGGCUUCUUACUCAUUUCACAUUUCCCUAUAAACUGUCAAGAGAAUGAUUUUGCAUUCAUUUGGUAUACGGGUUCAGUUCUUGGCGUUUCGCUGGAGUCUUGCUGGAGCUCCAUGAAAAUUUAAACAGUUCAGAGGACGAGAAACUGGAUGAACAAUGAGAUUGACAGAACGCUGUCUGUGUGUUUCUUCAACCGGGCCCCGUCCUUCGCGCUGUUUUAAUCCUCAAGCAUCUUCCAACUCGCCCAAGCUUCAACUUUAUCUGGAGCUCAGCUUAUAUGUUUUUGUUUGUAAAAAAGCACCACUCUAAUUAAAUGUUACGCUGCAGCACAAUAUGAGCUUUGCUGAUUGCAGAUAGCAGUAUAACGAAAGAAUAAAAUGAGGCUCCCUUGGUAAGAUAAGAGGCAGUCAGGUACUGAAAGAUGACCUUUUGGGUGUUGCAUUUGAUAUCCCACACCCGUUGAAAGAUAGUUGCGCGUUUACUGGCGGGAUUUGAAGGAACAUUUGGACAAAGGAGUCGUCCUUUGUCCAAACUGAAGAAUCUCAGGGGCAGUAUUAUACUCGGCUGCUGUCUACUUGUUCACAUGCUAGUCGUUAUGGCCAUCCAAACAGGAGUAUUGUGCCUUCUGCAUCGGAAGUGUCUUUGUUGGUGCUCUUGUUUAAGCGCGAAUUUAGCUGCACAUUCAAGGUGAGAACAACCGUCUGAGCAUUUUGCGGAGUUCCGCUUUCAGAACAUUCUUAGGGAUGUGGGAGUGUGACUGGCGGCCAUACAUCGAGUACAUUUUUUGCCAUGGUGCGUGCGUAAAAACAACUCAAACGAUAAAAAAAAAUUAUAAUAAUCAUCUUAUGCAGCGUUUUGUAGUCUCCGGUAUUCUCCUCUUAUCCAGGUGGUAUAAAUUACGAAAAGUGAUAAGAGAAGAGAAGGUGAAGGUGGUAGAGAAACAGAAAUGUCUCGAAGUUCGAAUUUUGGUAUUUUUGUAUGUUUAAUUUAACACAAUCUUUAAAAAAAAAAAGCGUUGUAAUGAUUGUGCAUAAAGUCAGAAUCACGAAAAGACAUUGUAAAAAUUCAAGUAUAAAAAUUAAUUCGUUCUGUCACCAAACAAUUGCUGGUGCCAUACAUGCAAAAUAGCUUGUGAAAGCACUUAUUCACUGGUGUUGUAGUACAGUAUCAAAAUUAAGCUUUGACACAAUUCCUGUCUUUUUUUUAACGACGUAGGCCUGUCAUGCAGUGAAAUUGAAAACACAGCCUAUAUCUGCUUCUUUACUUGUGUUCCAAGCGGCACUACCUGUAGUGAUGUUUAUUUAUAAAAACAUAUUAGACCCAAAUUACAAUUACAGGAGCGAUAGCAUCAUACCUUUGUGUUAGUCGCUUUAAGGUAACGUACGCAAUAUUAAAAGCGCUCUCUGUUGUUUUGUCUUCAUUGUCUCCGUUCUUCUUAGCCGUUUUGAUCUGAAUAUACAUAAACAAACUAGCCCAAUUAACCAUUUUGUCGCGGAAGAAUUAACGCCGCAGGUCUUAGUACCGUAUGGAAUGUUUAUCAAAUCUAUACUGGGUUCUUGGACAGAGUUUGACAUUUGGAUUCAGAGCCUCCAUAUAUAAUCUCUAGUAAAAUAAAUCAAAUCAAAAUUCCCGAUAUUUUAAAUAUCUUACGCCAAGCCGUCAUGAGCUCAUAUGUCAAUAAAAAAAGCAUAAUUUAUAAAAAAAAAAA
Messenger RNA from Ixodes scapularis (black-legged tick), 3506 nucleotides. RefSeq lists its product as uncharacterized. Bases 421 to 1599 code for a protein of 392 amino acids. The record is from RefSeq and is a predicted model, not a curated record. The transcript has a single exon. NCBI's taxonomy places the organism in Eukaryota, Metazoa, Arthropoda, Arachnida, Ixodida, Ixodidae.